AAAGAAAAAUAAAUUCCUACUAUACUUUGAUUGAAUCUUCUCCUACACAAACAAAGGGCCAAAAGCAUUAGAAGUUAACAGAAGGGUCCAAUCUUUCCUUCCCCAAUGGAGUAGCCUUGUUACACUAAAACUCCACACUACACUCCAAUGAGAAACUUCUCUUCUCUUGAUCAAAUUAUUACCCUUAUAAUUCAACACCCAAAAACCCCAUCAAAAUUAAUUAUUCCUUGAUUUCAUUUCUUUGAAUUAUAUGAUCAAAUUUCUUGUUUUUUCUCUUCAAUAAAAUUUUAAAAAAUGGAUCUUGAAGAAUGGGAUCUUCUUUCUGACGAAGGCUUGAUUGAUUUUCAUGAAAAUAAUGGAGCAAAUAAUUUUGUUCCCAAAUCAAGUACAACUGUAAUUGAUAUGAAUUAUUUUCAGAAAUUUACUGAGCCAGAAAUGAAGAAGAUGAAGAAUUCAAGGGUAAUUCCUGUGCCAAUUCAAUUGGAUAAAAAAAUUGAGGAAAUCCCAGAAGAGGUAAUCAAGUUACCAAUUGAUGAAACCCCAAAAAAAUCUGAUGAAAAUCAGAUGAUCAAAGGAGAAGAAGCUGAUUUUCAGGAACCAGUUUCUCAAGUUUUCUUCAAGAAAUUGAAGGAAAAUGAAUUUGUCGACAUGAAAAUGGACUCUCCCAAGUCUUUAAACAGAGGAAUAUUGCCUCAAAUUGAUGUGGGUUCUUAUCAAUUUGAGGAAAUUGAGAGAAAUAAAAGUAAUAAUUUUGAAAAAAUUGAAGAAAAAGAACAUGAAUUAUCUAUGAAAAAAGAGGAGAAUGAUCAUGAAAAUGGAAAUGAAGAAGGUUUGAAUGUUUGGAAAUUGGCAAUGACUGGAAUUGGUGCCCUUUUCUCUUUUGGUUUUGCUGCUGCUACUGUUUCUUUCAUUGUUUUAGGUAACCGACACAAGGAGACUUCCAAGAAGCAAGAACUUCAUUUCCAACUUUAUGCCCAUGACAAGAGGUUCAAGCAAGUAGUUCGCCAAGCCACCAAGCUAAACGAAGCCAUCACCGUGAUGAGAGGUGCUCCUGUAACUCGAGCUCACAUAACCAUUGGUGGUUACCAUGAAGGUCUUUAAAAAGGUUCUCUUCAUCAGUUCAAUAUGAAGUCUGUUUCUGAAGUCAGACAGUAAAUGGUUUAGUAAAUUUCUGUUUUAUAGUAUUACUUUUUAAGCUUGAUCCAAUUACUUUUGGUAUAAAGAUCUUGCUGCCUGUUUGUGAAUAGAUUCCGAAUCCUUUCUUGUACUAUCUAGUCUUGAGAUUCCAUAUGGUUUAUACAACUAUGCUUCAGACGACGAAAUUGGAAGGUACUAAAAUCUGUAGGGAAUGUGGUCCUCAGUUCAUCACAUUAUUCUGCUUAUUUUCAAACUAUGCUGAGAUAUUGUUCAUAUAUAAUAUCUAGUUGUGUUUUUGGAAUCAAUUUUGAUUCAGUCUACACGGCUCUUGGGUCGGUGAGAUUGAUCGCGACUUCUCUCUGCA
This is a messenger RNA of Chenopodium quinoa (quinoa), 1501 nucleotides long. RefSeq lists its product as uncharacterized. Bases 295 to 1101 code for a protein of 268 amino acids. The transcript has 2 exons. NCBI's taxonomy places the organism in Eukaryota, Viridiplantae, Streptophyta, Magnoliopsida, Caryophyllales, Amaranthaceae. The record is from RefSeq and is a predicted model, not a curated record.